This is a messenger RNA of Xenopus laevis (African clawed frog), 3050 nucleotides long. It is a transcript of the gene nr5a2.S, whose product is annotated as nuclear receptor subfamily 5 group A member 2 S homeolog. Gene Ontology annotation, molecular function: zinc ion binding; DNA-binding transcription factor activity; RNA polymerase II cis-regulatory region sequence-specific DNA binding. Gene Ontology annotation, cellular component: nucleus; RNA polymerase II transcription regulator complex. Gene Ontology annotation, biological process: tissue development; regulation of transcription by RNA polymerase II; intracellular receptor signaling pathway. NCBI's taxonomy places the organism in Eukaryota, Metazoa, Chordata, Amphibia, Anura, Pipidae. The transcript is spliced from 8 exons. Bases 412 to 2253 code for a protein of 613 amino acids. The record is from RefSeq and is a predicted model, not a curated record.
CCCGGUGCUACACGGCCGGCCAGGAAUAAGCAGCACAUGGGACAGACUGGGAGGAGCUGAUCAGGGACAAGGGGCUGGUGGCAUAAGAGUAAAGGAGGUGCGAUCACUACAGCGACACUCACACACACACAGACACACACACUGGCGGGGAAAGAGAUCGGGAGCGACAGGAGUGGGACUGUCAAACUGGAUCCGAGAGAAGUUGGGGGAGAGUCGGCCGGUUGUGGGUGGUCCUUCGUUCAGACCAGAGAGGUGACAGCUGUAGAAUUGAGUCUCUCCUGAGCAAUAAGUAGUGGCCCCAUGCUGUGUAUGUGAGUAACCCUCACCUGAAGAUACCUGCGCCCAGGAUACACCCCUCCCCUGUACCACUUACUCCCUAGCUCAUGCUCCCUACGGAACUUGCUUUAUCCGAUGACUGUAAUUCCAAUUCUGCCACAGGACAACCGACUGAUUCACCUCCAAAUCCUGCAACACAAUCCCGAGUCUCCUCGCGCCAGUAGAGCGCUGUUCACUUCAGCUAGAAGAUCCCACUUGUGUCUUUUCCAUCCAGUUCUGGGGUCUCGUUCUGGUUCCUGUGUGGAGCUCCGCGGCGCCCUGUUCCUGCCCGAGCAAUGCUGCCCAAAGUGGAGUCUGAAGCCCUGGGACUGUCCAGAUUACACGGGGAGCAGGGUCACAUGCCGGACAACAUGCAAGAUAUUUACUAUAUCGCGCGUGUGUGGUUGGUUCUCUCUUAUCGCCGAUUCGGGGUCGGUGGUGGAUCGCGUGUGUUCGUUGCUGCUUGUUAGGUCGCCUGUGCCUGGCAGAGUGCGAGUGUUUUCUUCUUCUGAAGUGUCCCAGUAUAAAAUGAUGGGCUACUCCUACGACGAUGAACUUGAGGAGCUUUGUCCUGUGUGUGGGGACAAGGUUUCAGGAUAUCAUUAUGGACUUCUGACCUGUGAGAGCUGCAAGGGAUUCUUCAAGAGGACAGUUCAGAACAACAAGAGAUAUACUUGCAUUGAAAAUCAGAGCUGUCCGAUUGAUAAGACCCAGAGGAAGAGGUGUCCAUACUGCAGGUUCCAGAAAUGUUUGAGUGUGGGCAUGAAGCUGGAAGCUGUGCGAGCAGACCGAAUGCGAGGAGGGAGAAACAAAUUUGGGCCAAUGUACAAGAGGGACCGUGCAAUAAAACAGCAGAAAAAGGCUUUAAUUCGUGCCAAUGGACUGAAACUAGAGGCCAUAGGUCAAGUCAUUCAGUCUAUUCCCACUGAUCUGACCAUUUCUUCAGCCAUACAGAACAUUCACUCAGCAUCCAAGGGACUGCAUCUAAACCAUGCUGCUCUGCCCCCAUCAGACUAUGACCGAAGCCCCUUUGUAACGUCCCCCAUCAGUAUGGCUAUGCCACCUCAUGGCAGCCUGCAGGGUUACCAAUCUUAUGGGCACUUUCCAAGUCGUGCUAUUAAAUCAGAGUAUCCAGACCCUUACACAAGUUCACCAGAAUCCAUAAUGGGAUAUUCAUAUAUGGACAGCUACCAGUCCAGUUCUCCCUCUAAUAUCCCCCACCUAAUUGUUGAACUCUUGAAAUGUGAACCAGAUGAACCUCAAGUACAGGGGAAGAUCAUGGCAUACUUACAGCAGGAGCAAGCCAACAGGAGCAAACACGAUAAACUCAAUACAUUUGGACUCAUGUGCAAAAUGGCAGACCAGACACUAUUUUCCAUUGUUGAGUGGGCAAGGAGCAGCAUCUUUUUCAGAGACCUUAAGGUGGAUGAUCAGAUGAAGCUAUUGCAGAACUGUUGGAGUGAGUUACUUAUUCUGGACCAUAUAUUUCGUCAAGUUCUACAUGGGAAAGAAGGUUCCAUUCUGUUGGUCACGGGACAGCAGGUGGAUUACUCUGUCAUUGUCACACAGGCCGGAGCCACACUAAAUAACCUCAUGAGUCACGCACAAGAUCUUGUUGCCAAGCUUCGUUCUCUGCAGUUUGACUUGAGAGAAUUUGUGUGCCUGAAAUUCCUGGUACUCUUCAGUCUGGAUGUCAAGACCCUGGAGAACUAUCAGCUGGUGGAAGGAGUUCAAGAACAAGUUAAUGCUGCUCUACUGGACUAUACCAUGUGCAAUUAUCCACAGCAAACUGAUAAAUUUGGCCAGUUGUUGCUACGGUUACCAGAAAUUCGGGCAAUAAGUUUGCAGGCCGAAGAGUAUCUGUAUUAUAAACACCUCAACGGGGAUGUGCCAUGUAACAAUCUUCUCAUUGAAAUGCUUCAUGCAAAGAGGGCCUGAACCAUUUCCCACCUGAACUACACACAUUGCAAAUACUGUUUAAAGACUUUGUAAAGGUUAAAAAAGGUAUAAUCAGAACUUUAAGUCAUUAAGUGAUGCAUCAGGGUAUUUGUAUUUCAAACUGUGAAAGACAUUACUUAUCUACAGAAGAUUCUAUAUGGACCUUUCUGCCUGAAUUCAAAAUGGCCUCCUGAACAGAACUGAGAACUAUUGUGUUUGUGUAAAAAAAAGAAGCUCCAAAGAGAAGCUCAGAAAAGAUUGUUCUGUUAAAUAUGUGUCAAAGAGAAGAACCUCAGAAGAUCCCUAUGUUCAACCUUCCCUUGCUAGCUGAGUACAAAUAUAAGUUUGCAGAUAAAGCCUAUGCAUUCUAUUGCAGUGUUUUGUUUCAUAUAUGGUUGGCCAAAAUUUAAACCAAAAAAAAAAAGUUUUCUAUACACACACACAUAUAUAUAUAUAUAUAUAUUAGCAUGUAAAUGACUCUCUCAAUUUGUUGGAUAAAUGCCUGCAAAAUGCAAAGCAUGGCGGUCAAGUAUGGCUUCCAUAUGUGCAAGGCCUGUGUUUCUCAGAUUACAUAGAGAACACCCCUGAUACUGUUCUGCCUCUUAGUCCAAACUAAAUUCAAUGCCUGGAACACCAGAGAGCUCAUAAUGGGUAGCUGGCACCUCUGGCACUUUAAGAGCUUUAAUGUGAAUUCUUAUGUCUCCAAAUGUGUACAAUGUAUUAAAAGGAAAGAAAGAAAAAAUGGUGAGAAUGAGCUGAUCACAUUUACAUCUUUCUUGAACCAGAGAAGCUUCUAA